Exophiala aquamarina CBS 119918 is the source of this 1143-nucleotide messenger RNA. RefSeq lists its product as uncharacterized. The coding region runs from base 1 to 1143 and encodes 380 amino acids. Gene Ontology annotation, molecular function: O-methyltransferase activity. The record is from RefSeq and is a predicted model, not a curated record. Lineage: Eukaryota; Fungi; Ascomycota; Eurotiomycetes; Chaetothyriales; Herpotrichiellaceae. The transcript has 5 exons.
AUGGAAGCAAUUAUCGACCAGGUGCAAGCAUUGGCGGCAAAGGCUGACGAGGCUGGUCGUGCCCGUCUCCUCGAUGAUCUUCGAGACCUUCAGGGUCGUGUUGAGUCACCUCAGGAUACUUUCUUUAGACUAUUGAACUCGCAACUCGAGCUCGCCGUUAUCUAUCUCGGAUCGGAAUUGGGUCUUUUCGCGGAACUUGCCAAAGAUGGCACAGAUGCCAUCACAGCGACAGAGUUGGCAGGGCGUUUAGGGGCUUCUCCCGAGCUUCUCGAAAGGAUACUCCGAUAUCUUGCGUCAGUCGGGUACAUGGAAAACACCGGGCCAAAUCAGUACAAAGCCAAUAAAGCAACUCACAUGUGCGCACUUCCAAUGAUACGGCCGGGGCUGAUUCACGCGUUCGAUAUCAUGGGUCCCGCCAUUCAAGCAUCGCCGUCCUUCUUUGCCGAGACAAAGUACCAGGACAUCAGCAACACUCGAAAUACGCCAUUCCAAAAGGCAUUCAAGACUGAUCUUGCCGCAUUCGAAUGGAUCUCGCAGCAACCGAGGCUGUUCACCACUAUGCAACAAGUCAUGACCAUGAUGCAAGGAAGCGAGUGGCUUGUUGAGUUCAAGACUCUGGACAACGCCGCACGCGCCUUAGAAGAAGAGAAGGCUCUGCAGGAAGAGUCUGAAAGACCCUUCUUCGUGGAUGUCGGGGGUGGUCAUGGCCACCAAUUGGUGCAGUUGAGAGAUAAGUAUCCUCACCUCAAAGGCAGACUCGUCCUACAAGACCUCCCUGAAGCGGUGGAGAAACUCCCAUCAAUCGAAGGAGUGAAAACCGUUGCACACAGUGCUCAGUUCUACUACCUCCGCCAUGUUCUGCAUGACUGGCCUGAUGCAGAAUGCGUGAAGAUUCUGCAGAAUCUGGCCUCCGCUCUUCGCAGCGACUCCCACAUCUUGAUCGAUGAGAUUGUUCUUCCGGAUGUGAAUGCGCAUUGGCAAGCGACAAUGAGAGACGUGACCAUGAACCUCAUGUUUGGCGGGAAAGAGAGAACGAGGAGUCAGUGGACGUCCCUGGCUGAGCAGGCUGGGCUGCGAGUGCUUCAAUUCCACAACUAUAGCAUAUCUCAAGCCGAGUCGGUGGUUGUGUUGACGCGUCCAUGA